Thyridium curvatum is the source of this 1131-nucleotide messenger RNA. RefSeq lists its product as uncharacterized. NCBI's taxonomy places the organism in Eukaryota, Fungi, Ascomycota, Sordariomycetes, Thyridiales, Thyridiaceae. The transcript is spliced from 2 exons. The coding region runs from base 1 to 1131 and encodes 376 amino acids. The record is from RefSeq and is a predicted model, not a curated record.
AUGUCGUGCAAUGAGUAUUGGUUAGGGAGAUCAGUUCCCAAGCUGUCUGUAGCAAUACUCGUUGGUCUCCUGGUCUUUGGCAUCGAUAACACCUUUGGUCAGCUUUCACGCAAUGGCUUCAGUGAGUACAUCAGCAGCACGCUGGCUGGCCACGGACCCCAGUAUCUUCCCGACACUGGAGACGUUCUCGUGACGCGUUAUGUUGGGAUUCCGUUCAUCGACAGAUUGUGCAUACGGGCCAACAUAUUGCUCUCUGGGUUUGCCACCCAGCUUCACCCCGAGGUGACACUGUACUGUCUGUCCCAUUGUGGCGAUCUCGUUGCUGGUUGCCUGCUCCUCGUCAUCGAGAGCCACCGCAAGGGCAAUGCGCAUCACGUCUUGUCGCUCACGGGCCUCUGGCUCACUCUCAUCAUCCUCUUUGAUUUCGCCAGCAUCACGCCCAUAUUCGCCAUCAUUCACCUACUUAAGAUGUCCAGGUCGAGAGACUUGUCAAGCGCCGUGCACCUCAACGACCCCUUCAAACUUGUGGCGGUCGUGCCGGCUCUAUUUCCUGGCCUGAUUCUGCCUUUGAUACUGACCGUGUCUCCCUUCCGAGACGCAUCCUUCCGCCAGUGGCUCACGGCCCUCUGCAUGCUAUUUCCUCUUUAUCUCGGGUUCUGGCAGUUUCUCGCCGCCAAGGUACUGCGGAGGAUGCACGCCGGCCAAUACGUCGGGGCACGCCAGGCCGAGAUCGAUUCGGCAGCGCUACGCAUCGUUUACGACUUUGCGUUAGGGAUUGCUACCUUCACGCAGAUUCUGUCGUAUGCCAUCCUCUACGUCACGCGGCUCAGCUUUGCGCGUGUGUACAUUCCGGCAGUACCGCACCAGGUAGAUCCAUGGGCGUCUGGGGCGCAGAUCAUGCACGAAUUUUACAAGUACGAUCAUCUGGUUGGCUCCCUCGUUGGGGUCGUCUGGGCUGCAACCCUGCUUGGCGGUUUCUGCCCGGAUGCGUUCGCGAAGGGGCAGAGGGCUCGGACCGUGAUGCAUAUGGCUGGGAGGACGUUAAUCUCCGGCCCAGUGGGCGUGACGUUGUGGCUCAUGCGUCAGAGAGACGAAAGUGUACUUGCAGAGGAACUGGCGAGGAUGGAGUGA